Molecule: messenger RNA, 981 nt
Organism: Microthlaspi erraticum
Lineage: Eukaryota; Viridiplantae; Streptophyta; Magnoliopsida; Brassicales; Brassicaceae
Source: the annotation of a GenBank genome assembly
AUGGGUGCGCAGAUAAUUCUCUUCGACGGCUUCGAGGUGGUUCCUCCGCCGGAGAUGAACGACCUAAUACUCUUCGGAAGCGAACAGUCCGGUGGUUCAAACUGCGACGAAUCAACGGUGACCACCGAAGAAGACAGCACUGUUUUCUCCGGAGAUAGCUCGCCGGGAAGAGCUCAGGCUGAAGAGGAAUGGCCCGAAGAAGAGACAACACCUUUCUCUUUCUACAUAGUUAAGCAACCUGCUUAUGACGAUCCCGAGAUCAAAGCCAAGAUCGAUGAAGCUGAUUCCGAGAUUUAUCAGUUUAAUAAACUCCGAAUUGAUCUCUCCAAUGCACAGAAAUCCGAAAGGGCUGAGAUUUCGUCUCUGUUAUCUCAAAUGGAGAGCUUGGUGAUUAAGUGUGAAGGAGACAAAGUGGUGUUUGAGGAGAAGAUGAAGGACUUUGAUACUCUUCAUGAAUCUCUCCGGAAUCUCCGGUGCUCUGUUAGUGACCAGCUUUGUGUUUCCAAGGAGGAGCUUGAUCAUCUUAUCUACAUAGCGCAUUACGUGAUUGAACAUGGAAGCACCGGUUUUGAGGAAGAAGAUUGGGUUCUUAAGGAGACAGAGAAGCCUGAUGGGUUAAUACCGCUCAGUGAGGAGUCUCUUGCAAAGAAAGAAGCUUUCAUACAGAGUCUCAAGGCAAUGGCUGUGGAACUGAAUGAAGUAAGGAAGGAGGUGGAUGCGAUUACUUGGAACUUGAACCACCUGGUGACAAAAUGGGCAAGAGUCAGAACAAGAUCAAGGCUUUGGAUGUGGAAAUGGCACAUAAUCAAGAAUCCUCUUCACGUAUUUCCAGACCUUGCUGUGAUGAGGAAAGCUAAAGAUUUGGCUGCAACUGGAAACGUUAGAGAACUUGAAGUGUUUGCUAGCUCUGAGAGGCUUUUAGGUGAAGAGGACCUCGCAGUCACUCCAAGAAAGACAGCUGAGCCGAGAUGGGAGGGUUAA